Molecule: messenger RNA, 2523 nt
Organism: Adineta steineri
Lineage: Eukaryota; Metazoa; Rotifera; Eurotatoria; Adinetida; Adinetidae
Source: the annotation of a GenBank genome assembly
AUGAAUCAAGCUCCAAAUACACCUGCAAAUAAUUCUCUUCUUACUCCCAGUACUUGUGACUCAACUAAUUCAAUAAUAAAAUCAACAAAUUUUACAGGUUCCGUACCAACAUCACGAUCUGAAAUUCGUCAUAAAAGUGAAAUUGAAAUCGAAGUUAAACAUGAUAAACAACGAUCAAUAAAAACUAAUACUAAUAAUAAUAAUACAAAUAAUAAUAAUAAUACUUCACCAUCAUCGACAUCAUCUUUUCCACCUGUUUUACGACCAACUACAUCAAUAAAUAAACGUACACCAACAAUACUUUCCGAUGAACAAUCAAUAUCUCAACAAUAUCAAUCAGUUAAACGUCGUAUUCAAACAAAUUCAAUUCAAACUCAAACACCACCAUUACAAAUCAAUCAACAUGAUCAUCAUGUACAACAACAACAACUUAAAGCAAUAACGGAUGAGUCAUUAUCAAAAAAUGAAAAAAUUCAAGCACUUCUACGUGAACUAACUGAUAGCCAGGCAAUAAUCAAACAGCAAGAACAACAUUUAGCAAACGGCAAGAAGGAUCGCGAUCAGUUGUGUUUUAUUGUUGAUGAACGUUCGAAUGAAUUACGUAAUCUAAAACAAAAGAAUGAACAAUUGGAGCAAAUGAUAAGAAAUGAGCAAGAACACAGCAACGAUGAAAAGAAACUCUUAUCUUUAUUACAAGAAUCUCAAGAAGAACGUGAUGAGCUAUUAAGUCAACAACGACAAACACAUGAACGUAUACAAAAAUUAGAAGAACAAUUAAAAUAUUAUGAAACUGAUGCUGAUAAAAUGCAUGAUAAUGUUUUAUGUUCAAAAAUCAAACUUGAAAAAAAAACCGAAGAAAAUGAACGUUUAAUAAAUGAAUCCAAUGAAAUGAAAAAACUAUGUGAUCGUUAUGAACAAGAAAAUCAAAAAUUAAAAAAUCAAAUUGAAAAUGAUCGAAAAAAAGUUGAAGAAUGUACAAAAUUAAAGACUUUAUCUGAUAUUGAAUUACAAAAUAUACAAGAAAAAUUACGUACACAACGAUAUGAACAUGAAACAAAGAUUGCGACAUUAGAUGAUUCAUUAAAAUAUUCUCAAAAACAAUAUCAAACAUUACAACAAAAUCAACGUACAAUUGAAGAUAAACAUGAAAAAGAAAUUCAUGAUUUAAAACAACAUAUUAAUGAAUUAGAAAUGAAAAUUGAAGAAGUUAUUAAAGAUAAAGCAUUAGCAUCGAUACGUUGUGGAGAAUUGAUUGAAGAAAAUCGUAAAUUAGAAAAAGCUUUAAUUGAUAAAGAAGAUGAUUAUGAAGAAAAAAUUGCUGAAUAUAAAGAAAAAAAUUCUUUAUUAUCAACACAAAUUGAAGAUGUCGAAAAAAAAUUAACUGAUACAAAAAAACAACUGGAAUAUAUUACGCAAGAAAAAGAUGAAACAUUAGCUGAUAUGUUAAUUGCUGUACGAGUUGCAAGUGAAAUGCGACAUGAUGCUGAAGAUCGAUUAACAAAAGCUACAGAUGAUCUUAAACGUGUUACGGAACAUAUUGAACAAGAAAAAGCAAUUAAUAAAGAAGUUCAACGAAGACAAAUGCAAUUACCACCAACAAAUCGUAACAAUAAUCCACAUAAUAAUGCAUUAUGUGAUUUUGGCCAUAUAAGAAUCAAAGAAAUGAUUCGAACAUUAGAAGCGAAUUCUCGAAAUAGCUCUUUAACUACUCAUAUUGAAUCUCCAAUUCGUCAACGUCCAUUAUCCCAACCAUGUACACGUACAGAAACAAGUGCUUUAUUAACAAAUAGUCAUCAUCAUCAUCGACAAUUUGGUACAACAACAGAUGAUGCAAAACUUUUAUCAACAACAACAAUAACGACUACAACAAAACAUACAAUAUCACCAUCAACAUCUUGUUUAAAUAAUAGUCAUCGAUCAGAUAUAUCACUUCGAUCGAUAACGAAUGAACAAUAUGAUGAAAUGAAGUCAAUUGUUGAAGCAGUUUUUGCACGAAUGCCAGGAAGUGUUUGUAAACGUGAUGCAUUAUUAAAAUGGUGUGGAGAAAAAUUAGCAAAUUAUGGAAUUUCAAUAACGAAUUUUUCAAAUUCAUGGAUAGAUGGAAUUGCAUUUUGUUCAUUAUUACAUUGUUAUCUACCUGAUUGUAUUGAUCUUGAAACAAUUAAAAAAGAAACAAAGAAAAAACGUUUCGAAAUAGCGUUUAAUGUUGCUAGUAGUGUUGGAAUUGUAUCAAUAUUGGAUGUUGAAGAAAUGUGUUCGUCAGAAUGGCCCGAUUGGGAACGUGUUAUGUAUUAUGUUGCAUUAAUAUUUCGUCAUUUUGAAGGUUUAUCAACAAGUCAACCAAUUUCACCAUCAAUGCCAAUACCACAAGCAACAUCAUCACCUCUUUCUUCAUCAAAUUCUUCGCCAUCAUUUUCAAGUUCAUCAUCAUCAUCGUCAUCGUCAUCUUCAUCAUUAUGUGCAGCACUUCGAACAUCAAAUUCUAUCCCAACUACUCUUUGUUCAGCAUUACAGACUGUAUAA